UCCAGCCUUUCCCCUUGCAUCGCAUCCUACUGAACGAGUUUCAGCCAUAAGGUGUUCACUAAUGGCUACUCGCAGAGUGAAGUAUGCAUGUUUAGUUCUUCUGAUUCUUGCUGUAGGUACAUGUUCUGCCUCUAGGGCUCUUCUGUCCGUAGGGGAAGAAGGUUAUGAGAGCAAUGCUGGUGGCUACGGGGCUGGCAGUGGUGGCGGCUCUGGUUACGGCCUAGGCGGAGAUCAUGGUGUUGGUUAUGGCAGCGGCGGGGGUGGUGGUUCUGGUUAUGGUGUAGGAGUAGGAGGAGAUCAUGGUGUGGGCUACGGUAGUGGUGGAGGUGGUGGUUCUGGCUACGGUGCAGGAGGAGGAGAUCAUGGGGUAGGCUACGGUAGUGGCGGAGGUGGUGGGUCUGGUUAUGGCGCUGGAUCAGGUGACCAUGGGGUGGGAUAUGGUAGCGGUGGUGGUGGUGGUAGCGGGUAUGGUGCUGGCGGAGAUCAUGGAGUUGGUUACGGUAGUGGAGGUGGUGGAGGUAGUGGUGCUGGUUACGGUGGUGGAGGCGCCCACGGUGGUGGUUAUGGCAGCGGUGGUGGCGGCGGCAGUGGUAGUGGCUAUGGUGCUGGUGGGGCACAUGGUGGUGGCUACGGCGCUGGUGGUGGUAGUGGCGGAGGUAGCGGGUAUGGAGCAGGAGGAGACCAUGGUACUGGGUAUGGAAGUGGGGGUGGAUCCGGAGGUGGUGAAGGGUAUGGUGCUGGAGGAGACCACGGACUCGGCUACGGCAGUGGAGGAGGGUCAGGAGGCGGUUCUGGCUAUGGUGCAGGAGGUGCACAUGGUGGCGGUUAUGGUAGUGGCGGUGGUGGCGGCGCUGGGUAUGGUGGAGGUGCAGGUGGCGCUGGUGGUUAUGGCGCUGGUGGCGGCAGCGGUGGUGGGUAUGGUAGUGGAGGCGGUUAUCUUGGUGGUGUUGGGUACGGUGCUGGAGGUGGCCAUGGUGGCGGUGAAGGGUAUGGAGGUCAUGGUGGCUAUGGUGGUUACCAUCCUUGAGAACAGCCAGCAUAUUGUCUGCUUAGUUACGAUUUCUCCGUUUAGAACUAUACAUCAAGGUGCUUGCGCUUUGAGUGUUGUGUCUGUCUCUAUGUAUCUCGAAUAAGAUUGUCCGGAGUCGCGUUUAUCAUAGUACCAAGCUGUGAUGAGGAGCCUUAUGGCUCUUCCAUAAACUAUGUUGUUCUCCAUCGAAUUAAUGGAAUUUCUGUAUAUUUUCUACUUUA
Messenger RNA from Nymphaea colorata (pocket water lily), 1251 nucleotides. Its product is annotated as glycine-rich cell wall structural protein 1.8-like. The record is from RefSeq and is a predicted model, not a curated record. Lineage: Eukaryota; Viridiplantae; Streptophyta; Magnoliopsida; Nymphaeales; Nymphaeaceae. Bases 62 to 1027 code for a protein of 321 amino acids. The transcript has a single exon.